AUGGGCCGCAUCGACCAGUUAUUCACCCCCGAUGGUGGGUCGAAGCGCAGGGCGCAGGAGGAGUCGUGGCCAGACCAGGUACCAGAGGAGGUGUAUAUCAACGCUUUCCAGCAGGUGACAGCCCUCACCAGCCGAGUCUUCGCGAGCAUGUACGGACAGAAGUGGUUUCGCAAGUGCCAGAGCAAGCUGGAUUUCAGCGCGGACAGGUUUUGUCUGGAGACGCUGGAGGGCCCAGAGCUCGGUCUGUUCCACCCAGGCCUCUCCCUGUACCGCGCGAAGCAGCUGAAUGUGGCGCGGAACAAGCUUGCAGACAUUGAGUGCCUCAACCGCAGGAGGGAGGGAGGCAGAUUCGAGUUCGAGCAGCUUAGCCAGCUCAGGGCCUCCUGGAACUCGCUCACGUGGGUGAGGCUCGAGCUACCUACGCUCGUCGAGGUGGACCUCAGCUACAACGACCUGGAGCGCCUCCCUGGAUUGAAGCCUCUGACGGCCCUGAGAUAUUUGGCACUCUCUCACAAUCGGAUCGACGACAACAUAUUCCAGCUGGCUGAAAACUCGCAGCUACAGACUCUCAACCUGUCGUCCAACAGGUUGUCUUGGAAGCCGUCGUGCUUCCUUGAGCAGAUCCGCGCCCUGGACAGCUGCAUGGUGGUCGAGCUGCAACUGUGGCCGAACCCCUUCGCAGGCCACUUCCGAGAGUACCAGUUUCUUACGCUGACUCACUUGUCAGGGCUGCGGACCCUGGACGGGGUCCAAAUUGAUGCUGCCCUGCGCAGCACUGUACGAAUGAUGCAGGAUGACCUGGCCUCUAAGGGCGCCAUCGACUACGGCCUCUUCGACGCUAGUGUCGCGGAGCGUCAGCGUUGUGCUGAAUACCGUGUGGUGGACGGCCCUCUGGAGCUGGCAGCGGUAGCCGCGGUGCCAUGCAUGGCCACGCUGCAAAAAGUGCUGGCGGAUGUUCUCGACUGUCCUGACCAGGCGAGCCAGCACAUGGAGACGUUCGAGGAGCUCGUGUCCCGCGUGCAGGCCGUGCCCUAUUCCGACAGACGCCGGCUGAUGCGCGUGGAGUGGACCUCGACCUGGCAGGGCCAAUGUCAGGGUGAUGAUGGCCGUGGUCCGAUGCGGGACAUGUCCGAAGAGGAGGAGGAGUCGGCCGCACACGACUUCGAGGUAGCCGUGCAGCAGGUGCUCGGCAGGCAUGGCGGCGUUCAGGGCGUGGUCUUGCGAUGCUUGGUGCGUCUGAUCAGCUGCGCCAGCCGAGCGCUCUCGAGGCGCUGCGGCCGGUUGUUGUCGGAUGUGAUCGAGGCCAUGAGCGACCCUGAGUUGAGUCCAGAGCUUGAGGAGCUCAUGCACGAGCUGUGGCCCUGCCUCUUACCUGGCACACCCGGCAUCAACGAGUUCCCCAUGGACGCGAACUGCCGGUACCGCGGCAUCGAGCUGCCCGACGGGGUAGCAGUCGCGUCGACCUUCGACGGCGCCACCGAGGCCGAGCUGUUGGAGUCGAUCUGUAUUCUCGGCUCGCUGGGCCAGUUCGUGAACAUCCACUACGAAAGCGUUGCGAGGACGCUGCCGUCGACCUCCUUCGCGCGGGCGCUGCGACCGCUGGUGCCGUUGCUCUGCCGGGAGGCUCGUGGAAAGCUCGGGAAGGACAUGCCAUAUUGCGGUUGGGCGGCGUACUGCGACCGCGACGCUUUCGCCGGCGAGAGCGCCGACGUGGUGGAGGUGCCGUCGAGCGGGGCAGAGAGCCUGUGCAAGGAGCAGUGCGUCGCCCGUGGCUUCGGGGGCUUCGUGCUGUCGAGGCUGGUAGACCAGCCGGGGGUCUCGCGGGUGGAGUUCAAGGCACAGCCGGCGGAGCUGCUCGUGGGCCUGCGCCGGGCAGGCUGCGGCCGCACGCUGUGGGUGCGGCCCUUCGAGCCACGGCACUCGUGUGCGGCGCGGAGCACGGAGGCAGCGGUGAAAGCAGACGACCACCUCGUCUGGCUCGCCUGGGUCAACUGCGUGCGGACCCUGGUGGUAGCCGGCAGAGAUGGCCACGCGGCCGCGAUGUGCAUCACGGGGUUCCAGGUCCAUCAGACAGUCGCACACCACAUCAGGGCCCUGUGCAAGUGGGCCGCGGCCGAGCGGCACCACUUUGGGCAGCGCGUGCGGGAGUGCGAUGUGCAGACGGCCCGGAUCGCGGAGAAGGGGGGCGCGAUCGGGCCCUUCUACGCGGACUGCAGGGCCGGGCCAUUCCACGUCAUGCUGCAGCUCCUGACCUUCGCGCGGGAGCUCGUGAUGGCGCCCGGCGAGGCAGGCUUAGAGGCCGCCAAGUACUUUGUAGAGAACGAGAUUCACAGGUGCCUCUUCAAGAAGUUGCGCCAGUGCCUCAUCGAGAACGGCCACGCGAUUGCCUCGAGGGAGGUUCAGGCCUCGGGGGUGGACGUCCUGCUGGAGGCUCUCGUCUCGGAGCUCGUGUCGGCGCUGACCACGCUCGUGCGCUACAGCACGGACGAGGUGGCGGACGUCGUGAUGCAGGAGCUGGGGAACGAGGCCAUGGAUGUUUUUGGCGCGCUGCUGCACAUUGCAGCAGAGCCUGUGGCGGCGGAUCCGAUGCUCCUGGCAACGGCGCUCGAUCUCAUCCACGUCGCGCUCGAGAGUGACGUGACGCGGGCGCAGGCGAUCCCAUUGGUGCUGGAGGCGCUGGAUGAUGGAUUGAAGCUCCUGCCGUAUAUUCGCGAGCCUAGGUUGCCAGAUGGCAGGGACAAUCGCAAAUUUCAAGAUCUUUGGUACCAGUGCAUUUGCAAGUACAAUCGGGACACCCACCAGUGCGCGUGGCUGAUCGAGCAGAAGGGCGAUGAUUGGAGGUCGCACGUUCCUGGGCUGACGGACCUGCAGCAGCCGCUCAUUCACGCUGUGCUUAUCGGCGUGGUGAAGAUUUUUACCAUAUUCAGCUGCUGCGCCAGUAUGGACCUGACAGGGAGACUGCGACAGGCCACCUGGAAGCUCCACCGCUCCGGCCGAAAUCAGCUGCUGGCCAACUCGAACACUGGCCUGGUGACUUGCCCAAGCCAUGACGUGAAGAUCUGCUGCAUCAGGUGCAUCAGGGAGGUGCUGCACUCUGACCCAGAGCAGUUCAGCCUGAUGGACGUGGGCUCCCUGGUGUCGCACCUGACGUCGGCCUCCAUCGGAGUUUCGAAGCAGGAGGAGUUCCUCAUGGAGGUCCUCGACCUCUGUAUCUUGCUGGUGAGGGACAGCGGCGUCACAGGCCACUCCUUCAGGGAGACGUACGCGACCAUGAUCAUCCGUGAGGCCUACAGCAUGCUGCGCACAAGCGUAGGCCGAGCUCACGCAGAGGCGCUGGAGCCGGACCAGAUGGCAAUGAGGCGUGCCUUGAUCUUCCAGAUCUUGGAGUUGCUGUACGAGUGCUCGCAGCGGCAUUCAGGGGGCAUGCGGCGGUUCUUGCUGCGGCAGGACCUGGUCCAGAGCCUCAAGUACGUCCUCCAGCUGUCGGACCGCCUGGCCCAGCGCACCAGCUUCUGCGACGGCCACGCCAUGGGCGAGCUGGAAUGGGGCCUUCUUCGCAGCUGGACCGCCAGGUGCACCACCGAGAUCCUGCUCCCGCUGAUCUGCCACUCCGUCGUAUCGAUCGCCAACCCCUGCAGGUACUACGCGCUCACUCGCCUCGCCGACCUGCUGCAGGGCCGGCGCUACCGGCCCGAGCUGGCCGCUCAGACCGGCAGGGUGCCAGCGCUGCCGACCGAGGCCGCCCCGUGGCCGGGGCCGCGCAGCCUGCUGCAGGAGAUAUACGAUCACGACCUGGAGGAGCACGAGAGUUGGGAGCAGCAGCAGGGCGAGCUUGCCUCGGGCGACGGGCUGCGCGCCAUCGUAUCGUUCGUGCUGCGGCUGGCCCUGACGCGCGAUGACACCAAGGCCGCGGCGCAGCGGGGGCAGGUCAUAGCCAGGGAGCUUCUGGACUGCAAUGAGGCUGCCGUCCGAGCGGUGUGGGACAGCGCCAAGCCCUUGCCCCCCCAGCUGGAGCCACAGGCCAGGGAGAAGGCGUCUCCGCAGGAACGCAUUCAGAGUUACAUACGUGACGUCUCCAUCCAGAUCCAGAUGCAGCUGAUGCUCAGGCUGAGGUGCGUCAACGAGAAGGUCAUGUCAUUCUUCGGUGUCAGCUGCGAGAACUUCGACCCGACUACUGGUAGGAGCUCCUUGUGGAAGAUGGCCGAGGUUCUGGGCGACAGCUUCCAGCUCAACAGCCGUUUCUGGCAGGAGCAAUUCCGCAGUCACCCUUCGGCUUUUGAAGCCUUGCUCGCCAUCGAGAACUACUAUUCCCUGCCCGGGCGGGCGCAGCUGUUUUCUAGCACCGAGCUCCGCCUGAGGAAUUUGCCGAUACCCAAGACCGCGCAGGCCAGCGACGACUUGAAGGUCCUCAUGCCAGACGCCCAGGUGGCGCAUAUUUUGCUGAAGAAGUCGCUCGUCAGGAGAGCACCCAAGAACAUUACUAGAGCCGACGCGUGGGCCAGCAGCGAGUUCGCCUGCCAGCAGGGCCAGUUGCAUAAGCAGCAGGUUGGGGCCGAGACCAAGCAGUUGCUGUCAGAAGGCCUUUGCGACUUCAUCGAGCCACACGGCGGUAUCGUCAUGGACCCUGGGAUCGUACCUGAGCUCGAGGUGGCAACCAAGGCAAAGUACAAGUACAGCGGAGACGUGAGCCGCGUGAAGGACAUCUCCAGCCUUAUCAUCAUCUACCCCUCCAUCAAAGAACUGGCCGCCGCACUGCCCAACUUCAUCGCCACCCGGCGGCUGCUGAUCCGGAGGGUGCGCAAUCGCUUCGUGUUGCCAACGAACUUGGGGCGCCGCUUCUUUAUUGCGCACGUGGAAGUACAGCUGCCCAGCUCGGAAGACAAUGCGAAGCCCAGGACUCACGUCUGCGAACUGCGCCUGACCGUGGGCAAUUCCUCUCACUAUCUCCAGCCAUCCAGCCAUGCCCUGCUAUCUUUUGCCAUGCCUGCCAUCCCUUACGUCCUGCGACGCCAUAUCCAGCUAAACUACUGCGGGAGACGUGCCGGGUCGAGUGCUGCGAGUUGUGGAACCUCGCAGGGUUCAUCACGUACCACCUCGAGUGCCGUGCGAUUCGCCAUGGGGACACAGUCGUCCUCACUUUCCGGAAGAGACAUUUCCAGGUCGACAAAGAUCGCGUUUUCAUUGCGGUGA
Messenger RNA from Prorocentrum cordatum, 5190 nucleotides. Lineage: Eukaryota; Dinophyceae; Prorocentrales; Prorocentraceae. The record is from the annotation of a GenBank genome assembly.